Messenger RNA from Spodoptera littoralis (African cotton leafworm), 801 nucleotides. Lineage: Eukaryota; Metazoa; Arthropoda; Insecta; Lepidoptera; Noctuidae. The record is from the annotation of a GenBank genome assembly.
GACAAAUAUGUAUUUUUUAUAAUCCCUUUUACAUGUUUUGAUAUUUUUUUUUAUUUUUACACAUUUUAUAUUUUUAUUUACAUUUUUACAAAUAAAAUAUUGUUGAACCGAUGAAACUAAUUGGAAACAAUAUCAUUCUAUCAAUACCGGCCAGCAGAUACGUGAUGAGCAAUGUGUCGCACAGUGCAUGCGGUGCUGUCAACUGUAAUAUGCGGCAUACAAAUGUUAGUGAGGGUCUUCAUGACCCUCAUACUUAUGAUAGAAAACGUCAUAAGAAUGCUUCUACAAACAUUGUAUAAUUUUAUAUCAUUCGUGUUACAAAUGGUGUCAUUAAUACCUAUUUGCCUAGUGUUCCUGCUGACGUCCAGGCUUAAAUGUCUAUUUUGUGGCGGAGGCGGGGCAUGUCCCGGCAACAGAGGCGGCGCUGCUGAUUGCGUUAUGUCAUUUUUGGCUAUUCUUAUCAUAUUCUUUAUAUUCAGAGCUACCGGUGUCCUUGAUAAGAUAUUCUACAGUCUAGGCUAUACGAAAUAUGGAGCUACAACUUUAGCUAGGACAGUAACAGCUGAUGUUAGAUUUAUACCAACACCGGGAGAAAUCACUGAGUGCUCGAGGAACGACACUGAUGGGCCCGAAAAAGAGCUACGAGAAUUUAUUGAUAGGUUUGGCACUCGCCCCUUACCGGAGACAAUGACUUGGACAGAACCAGACACGAUGUCAACAUAUCUCUUACGGGAAACUAGCUAUAAUAAUUUUACUACAGUAAUGUAUUACUUGGUGUAACAAUACAAUUGGUACAACUUA